This is a messenger RNA of Oikopleura dioica, 1239 nucleotides long. The record is from the annotation of a GenBank genome assembly. NCBI's taxonomy places the organism in Eukaryota, Metazoa, Chordata, Appendicularia, Copelata, Oikopleuridae.
AUGGAAAGGACUGUAAAAGCGAAGACGAUUAGAGAAUUGAGGGCGAUAAAGGAUGAAUACGAAAAUGACGGAGGAAAUCAGGGGCUUGAUUAUGUUCAUCUAAACGACCCGCUGCUAUCAGAAGUUGACCCUAAUAGAACAAAUUACUUCGUCAAUCGAAACAGUCUUAAUCCCCCUCUCGGCGAAGUCGACAGAAAAACGCGCCGCAAAAUCGCCAGAAUCAAGUUUUCUCAAUUGAUUUUUCAAGCUACUGUUGGAGUUUUCUUCGCGACGUUUGGUCUUUAUUCAGUUUUCUUCAGUGGAUAUGAUUGUGCGUUAGAAGCAAAUACUGUUGCUGAAGAUCCAACGUAUGCUGGAUCGAUGAUAAGCAACAUGAAGUGGAAAAACGCGAUGGAAACAAUGCCAGCUUAUGCGCAAUUGGUCGUCGGUCCCGCGGGGAGUGGAAAAAGCACUUACUGUCACAUGAUGCAGCAGCACUUUCAAGUUUUGGGCCGUUCGUGCAGAGUUGUGAAUUUGGAUCCCGCGGCAGAGCAGUAUCAAUACGAAGCCGAAGUCGAUAUACGAGAAUUGAUAUCGAUUGAAGAUGUAAUGGACGACGAGGAAUUGCGUCUAGGUCCUAAUGGAGGUCUGGUCUUUUGUAUGGAGUACUUGACAGAGAAUUUCGAAUGGCUCAAGGAGAAUAUGGACCCACAAGAAGACGAUUAUUACAUAAUCGACUGUCCUGGUCAGAUCGAGCUGUACACUCAUUUGGACGUGAUGAAAGUGAUUGUUGAUAAGCUAAAAUCUUGGGACUUCCGUAUUGGCGCCGUGUUCCUGAUGGACUCGCAGUUUUUGGUCGAGCGGGGAAAGUACAUUUCCGGAACGAUGGCUGCACUCAGUUGCAUGACGAAACUGGAGGUGCCGCACAUGAACAUUAUGACGAAGAUAGAUGUUUUGAGUCCAUCGGCGCGUGAAGAGAUCGACAAUUACACGGACCCAAGUUGUUAUGAAAGAGUCGAGAAUGCAACGAAAUACACGAAAAGAUACGCCAAACUCGUCGACUCCCUUUUCCGAGUAAUAGAUGACUACUCACUUGUAAAUUUCCAACCACUGGAUAGUUCUGACGAAGAGAGCAUCAACUACGCCCUUGCAAUUAUCGAUACGAUGCUUCAAUGGGGAGAAGAUCAGGACGUAAAAGUCAGGGAUGAAGAAGAAAGAGACUUUGAAAAUGAAAUGACUGAUUUGAACCUGGACGACUGA